Messenger RNA from Stegodyphus dumicola, 1378 nucleotides. RefSeq lists its product as uncharacterized. Gene Ontology annotation, molecular function: ATP hydrolysis activity; ATP binding. Lineage: Eukaryota; Metazoa; Arthropoda; Arachnida; Araneae; Eresidae. Gene Ontology annotation, cellular component: nucleus. The record is from RefSeq and is a predicted model, not a curated record.
UCACAAGAUACUCCUUCAGGAAAAGGCAGAAAAAAUAUUAAAAAAAUAAUAUCAGAGAAAAAUUUAGCUCAAGAAACAAAAGAAGCCCAACUAGAAGAAAGUGAAAGGAAAAAAAGGGUUCUAGAAAGGCAAAAAUUGUACAAUGUAAUUGUUGAUACCUCUCAAGAUGGUCAAGAAAUUAUAACUCGAAAAUUGGUUUUAGAAGUUGAUCCUGUGUCUAAGGAAGAAACAGUGGAAGUUCAUCCUGAUUUAAUAGAAAAAUUAAAACCACAUCAAGUAAACGGAGUGAAAUUUAUGUGGGAAUGUACCAUUGAAUCUCUUAAAAGUCUGGAAACAAAACCCGGAUCUGGUUGUAUUUUAGCUCAUUGCAUGGGCCUUGGGAAAACUUUACAAGUUAUUGCUUUCUUGCAUACAUGUUUAACCAAUAAAUAUGUCAAUAAGAAGAUAAAAACAGCAAUGGUUAUUUGCCCUUAUAAUACCGUAUUAAACUGGUCCAAGGAAUUUGAAAUUUGGACAGAAGGUAUUGAUGGACAAAUAUUGGUCCAUGAGAUGAUUCUUGCCAAAGAUAACUAUACAAGAGUUGACAUUUUAGAUUAUUGGCAAAGAGAAGGAGGAGUGCUUAUAAUUAGUUAUGAUAUUUUUCGGAAUUUGGUUUCUGGAAAGGGCAGGUUGCGUUCAAAAGAAAGGAAAAGAGUUCAAGAAUUGUUGCUUGAAAAAGGGCCUGAUAUUGUAAUUUGUGAUGAAGGACAUGUUUUGAAAAAUAUACAGUCUGCAAUAUCAAAAGCUACUUCCCAGUUUAACACAAAACGCAGAAUAGUUUUAACUGGCACUCCUUUGCAAAAUAAUUUGCAAGAAUGUAAGUUCUGAAAAUAUUUUCUGUAUAAAUUCAUGCAUAAACUGUAGUAUAACUGUAUAUAUAUGUAUGUCUAACUUAUUUUUAUAUAUGUCUCUGGAAGGACAUCUUUAUGUGUUUUGAAUUUUGUACAUACAUAAAGAAUUCAGCUGUCAAUAUGGAAAAAGGAUAUAAUCAAGUUUGAAAGUAAAAAAAAUAAAGCCCUUUUUUAGUUCCGUGUAUGAAGUAAAAAGGAAGUAUUGUAAUGACGAAAAACUUGGGGUAUCAUAUUUCAAUGAAAAUAUCCAUUUUGACCGUUAUCGAAUGCAAUUUAACGAUGUUUUUCCAUGACAUCAGUAUGUAAGGACGGAAUAAAGGACUCAUCCUCCCCAAAAUAAUUAUAAAAUUGAUUUUAAAUGAAUUCUGAAGAGAUUUUUCACGGUGUCCGUAUGUACGGACAUAUGUAUGUAUCUCGCAUAACUCAAAAAUGAGCCAUACAGUACAAAGUCUGUAAUUCGGACUCGUCGGGACUUCGGCGAUUCCGGA